This is a messenger RNA of Carassius carassius (crucian carp), 1174 nucleotides long. It is a transcript of the gene rab39bb, whose product is annotated as RAB39B, member RAS oncogene family b. Lineage: Eukaryota; Metazoa; Chordata; Actinopteri; Cypriniformes; Cyprinidae. The coding region runs from base 2 to 643 and encodes 213 amino acids. Gene Ontology annotation, molecular function: GTPase activity; GTP binding. The record is from RefSeq and is a predicted model, not a curated record. Gene Ontology annotation, cellular component: Golgi membrane. The transcript is spliced from 2 exons. Gene Ontology annotation, biological process: Rab protein signal transduction.
CAUGGAGGCAAUUUGGCUUUACCAAUUUCGACUGAUUGUUAUUGGGGACUCCACUGUUGGAAAAUCAUGUUUAAUUAGGCGAUUCACAGAAGGCCGUUUCGCACAAGUGUCGGACCCAACAGUCGGGGUAGAUUUUUUCUCCCGCCUGGUGGAGAUUGAACCUGGGAAACGCAUUAAACUGCAGAUUUGGGACACUGCAGGCCAGGAACGCUUCAGGUCUAUUACCAGAGCAUACUACCGUAACUCUGUGGGAGGUUUGCUGCUCUUUGACAUAACCAACCGUCGCUCCUUCCAGAACGUUCACGAGUGGCUAGAAGAGGCACGCAGCCAUGUGCAGCCCCACAGCAUUGUCUUCCUGCUGGUCGGCCACAAAUGUGAUCUGGAACCACAGCGUCAGGUGAGCCGGCAAGAGGCAGAGAAGCUAGCAGCUGCAUACGGCAUGCGCUACGUGGAGACUUCAGCACGUGAUGCCAUAAACGUGGAGAGGGCUUUUACAGAGCUAACACGGGAUAUAUUCGAGCUGGUGAAGAGUGGGGAGAUUACCAUCCAGGAAGGUUGGGAGGGAGUGAAGAGCGGGUUUGUACCGAACGUGGUGCAUUCGUCAGAAGAAGUGACAAAGGGUGACCGCCGGUGUUUCUGCUGAGUCAGUAAUCGCCACACUGGUACUUAUGAAACAUUUGGGCCCUGGUGGACAAAAAAACCCCACUUCCUCCAAUCACAGGGUCAGUCUUCAACUCCCUGAUUAAGAUUAUCACCCCUUUCCUGCCUGCUGAAUGUCUAAAUGAGUCCCACCAUGCCAUAUUGCUUCACUUUUCUAUAUUACUUUACUCAUUUAUCUAAUCCCACAAUCUUGUAAAUGGACAAAUUGAACUGUUAAGAAUAAAAGGCUAUUGCAGAACUCCUGCUGAAAGGCUGAUCAGAACAAUAUCUGCACUUUAACUAUAACAUCUCUCAUUCAUUCUGUUGAGCCACGAAAGUUAGACUUCCCAAAUGAAGAUGCUCUUGCUAUGGACAUCGCAGUAUCGAGAACAAGCUUGUUCCAGGUAUCUUCUAUUUGUUGUAUCAUGGGGCAGAUAACUGACUAAAACAAGUUUUACUUGCUGACUUAAAUGAUGAAUGCUGAGAUAUGCAUUUCUGUUGACUCAAAGAUCUCAGACUUGAAACAUUUGACUGC